AGUCAUGACUUUUUGACUUGGAUCAUUUUUGUUAUAACCAACCGAACGAUUGAUCUCCACAACAAGUUCGUAGUCACAUUUUCAAGCAUAAAAAUGGAAUACUGUGGUGAUAAAUAUGAGGGUGAGACUCGUAACAACAGGUUGGAGGGAUUUGGAAAGUAUGCUAUGCCUACUGGGACAUAUUACGAAGGGGAAAUGUUUGACGGUAUGUUUCACGGAGAAGGAACUCUCCACUUUCUGAAUGGAAGUAAAUAUCAUGCAAUGUGGGAAAAUGGAAAACCUAAAAACGGAGAGAUAAUAUUUUCAGAUGGUCUCAAAUACACAGAAGGUGCUCACUACGUCGACGAAUUCGACAGGAGAUUUUAUACGGAAAUAUGUUCUGGUAUAAAGCCUGCAGGAAGGUCACAAAUAGUAGACAAAGAACCAAGAACACAAAUACCAGACGGAUGCUACGAUACCGGUGAUGGUUUCUACAAUCCAUUGACGAGAGUAGUGACAGAUCAUAACGGAUGUUUUCUUCGCAAUGCAGAUCAUGAGGAGCAUACAUGGAUUGUCGCCAAAUGUAGAAAAGCAUGGGAUGAACAUGUCGGUGCCACGUAUGACUCUGAAACUAUUAAGCGGGGAGUGAAGCCUUAUUGACUACGAGAUACUAAGGUCUGAUUCAAAUAACACUAGAAAUAUAUUUUUUUCUCAAACAUAAUAAAAAAAUUUUACUUAGUGUCGUGUGAAAUUUUAUUCAAAUGGGAUUCUGUUUACUUGUCUGAAGUAGUACGAACUUUUAGUGCUUGCCUUUCGUCCAUAGCAGAUAAUAUAGUGACCUAGGAAAGAACUUUAUUACCCACGAAGCAACUUACAAUCAUAUUCUCUGUCUCCCCUCUUGAAUUCCAUUUUUCCUUUAAUUCCUUUCCAACUUCAUUGUCAGGAACGGGAAUAUCUUCGAUGACGCAUAAAUCGUCGCCCAUUAGUGACAAGAACCCGUCUUUGAUAUCCACCAGUUGAUAAUCCUCACUUUUUAUCACAGGUACAUCCAUAGUGUGUGAUGAUGUGCGAUUCUCUUCAUAUUUCUUACCAGUGAAUAUAUCGAUCCCAACUAUGUGCACUUUCGCAGAGCCAUGUUUCCCGGUCUUCGACGUAGACAUGUCCACGAUUUUGCAAGGACGAUCUUUCAUUACGACAUAUCCGCCUUUCCUCAAAGAACUACACUGUUUCGGUAAAGUUUUUGAAGCCCCAGAAUCUCCAGUUGCAAAUUCUUCAUCAUCUACUAUAGACAUACUACUUGUGGGGCACGCACAGCUAACACCACGACUAAGACAAUCUAGGAGACGCGCGCUUAC
This is a messenger RNA of Schistosoma intercalatum, 1334 nucleotides long. The record is from the annotation of a GenBank genome assembly. NCBI's taxonomy places the organism in Eukaryota, Metazoa, Platyhelminthes, Trematoda, Strigeidida, Schistosomatidae.